Messenger RNA from Aspergillus candidus, 1247 nucleotides. RefSeq lists its product as uncharacterized. Bases 6 to 1247 code for a protein of 413 amino acids. The record is from RefSeq and is a predicted model, not a curated record. The transcript has a single exon. NCBI's taxonomy places the organism in Eukaryota, Fungi, Ascomycota, Eurotiomycetes, Eurotiales, Aspergillaceae.
UGGUCAUGGUGAACGGCCUCCGCGAAGACUUCCAGGCGCUGAAGAUGAAUUCAGUAGAGAACCUGCUGUAUAUUGCCGGUGUAUUCCAGGCCACGGAACUCCGCGAUCGAAUUUACUCUGUCCUUGGACUCCAGGGCGCCAAUAUCAGUCGUAGUGAUGCCCAAGUGGUCGAACCGGACUACGAGAAGCCAGUAGAGGAUGUCUUUGCUGAGGCCGCCAAGGCCUGCAUCAUGCAAUCAUCUUCUCUGACAAUCUGCGGCCUCAAAGAUUGCGCAUCCCCCCAAAUGCAGGAGAGCCUUCCGUCUUGGGUGCCUAACUUCGCCACGACUACCCUCACCUCUAACACCUCGCUCUGCCGCCCUUUACCACUUCGCCCGUACGACGCCUGUGGAGACACAUCCCUCGUAGCAGCAUGGCCGUACGAGGAGCGGCCCGACCUGCUUGUUACCUCUUCAUGCAACAUUGAAACUGUCGUUAGUCUUUCGGACAAUUUACCCCGGGGUCAGGGGGCCUUGAAAAGCAUCGUUGUGGAAUGGACCAAACUGGCGAGCACGGUCGGGCGAGAGUAUCCAACGGGUGAGUUUGCGCCUGACGUCUUUGUCCGGACCUGCGUUGUGGACACGUCGGGACCCUUACGACAGAGUCCGAUGCCCAGAAACUACCAUGAUUCACUGUGUCGGCUGUUCGAAAGAUGCUUCACUCACCAUGUUGUCCUGAAAUGUGGCGAGCUUAAUAGACUAGAUGAGACUGUCCUUCAGGAAUGCACCAAUCCGCUGAUAGCGACCCUUAUGGUGGAUGCAUAUCAGACGGAGGGCCCAGCGAACCGCGAUGAAGCGGAGCAGAGUGGAACAGCUACUGUUGACACCACGGCUAGUGGGACCUCGUUCGGCGGGGCCACUGUUGAUCCUGGCGCUGUGGACGCGCUGUGGCUGGCCUGUACUAACAGGCGGUUUUUUGUGACGGGCAAUGGCUUCUUCGGUCUUGGGCCGCGGGAUCUUCAGGCAGGGGAUGAGGUUCACAUUCUGGGUGGAACACCCGUGCCUUUUGUAUUAAGACCGUAUGCGGCCAGCGCUGAAGGGUCGGGGGGACCUGAUGAGGACAGAAGGACCCCAACCGUGUUGGACGCAAUCGGCGAAGAUGAUAUCAAGUUGUAUAGAAUGGUGGGAGAAUGUUAUAUCCAUGGAUAUAUGCAGGGUCAAGUUUCCACAAGGAAUGAUGUGGAAUGGGAAGGGAUUGGGAUUUUCUAA